AUGUCCCUCGACAACACUCUGUGCUCCUCUGGGGCGUACUUUCUUUUUUCUUGCAUCCGCCUUGUGAGGGAAGUCGCUGGUGGCCACUGCGAAGACAGGUGAUGUCCCAGGGACUUGAUCUGCCUCUUUCCAUUCAGCCUGUUCUCCUCCUCUGCAGGAAGACUUGUAGGGAACUUGGGGAGUGAUGGCUCCCCGAAAGCAGGCAGAUAGAGACCUGUUUGUCCGGCUGGGCGCUUGCGCCUCCUUCCCAACGAGCUGGUCUUUCGCUCUCAGCGUGUGCACUCUACGAAGGCAUGCACUUUUUCUUUCACUUCCCGUCUUCUCUGAGCGAUGACCUGCCAUCUCCCUGAGAAGGAGGCCGGAGGUCACUGAGUGUCAACAUUGCCACCCCUUCUCUGGUCUAAGGAGAAAGGCACAGAGGCUGUGCUGGUCACCCAAGGGUCUGACGUUUCUGCCUGAGGGUUCUGUGCACCGGCCUUCGAAGGACCAUCACAUCUUCACCCGUCUACCACUGGAGGAGACUGGGAGGAGGGCGUGGAAGCUGGCCCUUGGGAGCCCUUGAGGAAGAAAGCCGUUGGAGGUCUCACAGAAGUCAGGUUGGCUCUCUGCUGCGUCCUGUCAAAGGGAGGCAAAAGCCUGCUGGAAGCGGGCCAAGAGCCCUGGCUCAAACUGGGGCCAGCCACCGAGACAGCAGCUGCGGCUCCGGUGCUGGGUGUCACCGCAGGGCUGCAGAACCUUUGGUGGCGCUCUGGUGGACAGUGGGUCGGGACGGAGUGCUCCCAACCUCCUUAAACCCCCGCCCAUGCUCCCUCACGGGAAAUCAGAGCAGGCUGGCGAGACGCCGCCGCAGCGUCCGAAGGAGACACCGCCGCGCCGAACGCCACCCUCGCCCAGGGUUCCGGGGAGCGCGCAGCGGAGGCAGGAGGAUGGUUCGGCGCGGGCUGAGCUGGAAGGGCUUCCCUGCCUGUCCGGCCGCCUUCGCCUCGCUGCCUCCCCCGCUGCGUAACGCUGUGUUCGGGGUGGCGGCCGCGAGGCCGAGCGGGGGAUGCGCUUACAUAAGCGCCCGCCGCGUCCUGCUGCCUCUCGCUCUCGGGAGCCGCGGGCGGGGCCGCGAUGCCGCCGCCGGGAGCAGCGCCGCCGAGGGGACCCGGCCGGCCCGGCGGGCGGAGGAGCGCGAGCAGCGGCCGGCGGAGGGCGCCGCCCGCGGCGGAGGUGAAGGCAGGCCUGCCACUCCUCCUGCCAUGAUGCCUGGGCAGAUCCCGGACCCUUCAGUGACCGCAGGCUCUCUGCCAGGGCUCGGCCCCCUCACUGCACUUCCCAGCUCUGCUCUGACCACAGAGGAGCUGAAAUACGCUGACAUCCGCAACAUUGGGGCCAUGAUUGCACCCUUGCACUUCCUGGAGGUGAAACUGGGCAAGAGGCCCCAACCCGUGAAGAGUGAGCUAGACGAGGAAGAAGAGCGGAGGAAAAGGCGCCGGGAGAAGAACAAAGUCGCUGCUGCCAGAUGCCGGAACAAGAAGAAGGAGCGCACGGAGUUUCUGCAGAGGGAGUCGGAGCGGCUAGAGCUCAUGAACGCAGAGCUGAAGACCCAGAUAGAGGAGCUCAAGCUGGAGCGGCAACAGCUGAUCCUGAUGCUCAACCGGCACCGCCCCACCUGCAUCGUGCGCACGGACAGCGUCAGGACGCCCGAGUCCGAGGGCAACCCGCUGCUGGAGCAGCUGGACAAGAAAUGACUGAAGGCCUGGAGGAGGCGGAAGAGGAGGGGGAGGAGCAGCAGCGGAAGUCAGGAGAGGAGCGAGGUGACCAAGGGGCCCUCCCGGGCGCAUGACAAACUCUAGGACGAGGCUUAGCAUAACUGGCCUCCAGCCGGCUCUUUUAUUUGAAAAUCAGCCCAGCCACGCGCAAGAGCAAGAGCGGACUGAAGAAACCCAGAGGGACCAAGCGCUGAGACCAAAGUUGACCCGCAGGUAGGGGCUGGCCCACUCCAGGGCCCAGCUGGAAGGGCACCUGAGCGAGAGAAAUGCCCACGCAGGUAGCCUCCUCUGGCCCCUCCGCCACGACUCCCACCCAAGGAACCCUUACCAAGCAGCCAAGAAAAGCCACGUGUUGCAAACAGUCUGGCCGAGGAUGGAACUCAGCGCGGACUGCGAUCCACCUUCCCCAGCCCUGCCCAAGCCCGGUGGAAAGGGGUGAACUGUGGGGCUGUGACGGCCCUGCCCCGGGUGGCGCAGCCUGGCGGCCCUGCUGGAAUUUGCUUCGGCUCUGAGGCGCGGGCGCCCUUCCAAAGCACACACUCAAUCAAUGAAUGUUUACAGACUGGCUGUCCUGGCAGGGCUUCCAACUGCACACUUUUUUUUUUUUGUACGUUCUUUUUUUUUUUUUUUUUUAAUAUUUUUUACAAAAAAAAAAGAUUUUAUACGAGCAAUAUAUAUAUAUGGAUUUCUAUAAUCACUCGAUGUGACACAGUACAGAUAUGCUAUGGUCUGUUGUUCCAGACAUCCACCCAGCAGUUACGGGCCGUUGUAAUUCCUAAGUACUGUAGGCUCUGGGUGUUGGGGGGGGGUGGCCAGGCCGGUGGGGUGCAUUUCCAUCCUUGUUAAACCCUUCCUAAGUACUCAGUCCUGUAUCGCUCAGUAAACAUUGCUCUUAAUUACCCA
Messenger RNA from Meriones unguiculatus (Mongolian gerbil), 2657 nucleotides. RefSeq names its product Jun dimerization protein 2 (gene Jdp2). Gene Ontology annotation, biological process: regulation of transcription by RNA polymerase II. Bases 927 to 1733 code for a protein of 268 amino acids. Lineage: Eukaryota; Metazoa; Chordata; Mammalia; Rodentia; Muridae. The transcript has 4 exons. Gene Ontology annotation, molecular function: DNA-binding transcription factor activity, RNA polymerase II-specific; RNA polymerase II cis-regulatory region sequence-specific DNA binding. Gene Ontology annotation, cellular component: nucleus. The record is from RefSeq and is a predicted model, not a curated record.